Molecule: messenger RNA, 10643 nt
Organism: Pungitius pungitius (ninespine stickleback)
Lineage: Eukaryota; Metazoa; Chordata; Actinopteri; Perciformes; Gasterosteidae
Gene: arfgef3
Product: ARFGEF family member 3
Exons: 41
Coding region: 786-7682 (2298 amino acids)
Biological process (GO): regulation of ARF protein signal transduction
Molecular function (GO): guanyl-nucleotide exchange factor activity
Source: RefSeq, a predicted model, not a curated record
AUAUUUGUUUAACCCAUUUAUAACACUUCCCCAUAACGACUCAGAGUCGUGACGAUGCCCUCUGGCUCCACCUGCGCUUCCUCCACCUGUCGACACAGGAAGUCCCAUUCCAGCCUCCACCAAUCCGCGCCGCAGUUUCGCGCUCCCGCACAGUGGGGGAGGGGGGGGGAUGUAAAUACUGCGUUGACAAAUCAGAGAGAAAUCCCCCCUUUAUUUAACUAAAAAAAAUUGUUUUUUUGCGAAACCCUAGUGGCGUCGUGACGCGUCCUUUGCCCGGCAGCGGAUUGCUUUUUUUUGGGGGGGGGGGGGACGAGGGACGAGGCAGGAAACCGGAUCUGUACGCGGUGAACAUAACGAGCAUCCACCGGAGCGGAUUUACCAAAACACGGCGGUGGCGAAGCGGAACAGCCGACCGGGGGAGAUGGGGAGAGUGGCGUUUGUUAGCUGCGUGUGUCCGCUGCUGGACGAGUGAUCGUUCCCGGUGACCGUUCGUCAGGGUUUUGAUUUUUAGGGGGGAUUAUCUCCGCUGUGCCACCGAGAGAAGCUUCCUCCUUCCCUCCGGCCGGCCUGACACCAUCGCCCGGUCGUCGCUGAAUGAAUCAUCGCCGUCAUCACUGGCUGCUGCUGGUGGUGUUGGUGCUAGUGUUGGUGGUGGUGGAGGGGUUAGGGAUGCUGUCACUGUACUCUUAACACACCAAAAAAAAAGGAAAACACAAACACACACACACACACACACACACAACAGCAGCUCGCGCACGUCCCCGCGCGUCCCCCCGGGAGCCAGCAUGGAGGAGAUCCUGCGAAAACUGCAGAAGGACGCGUCCGGCCACAAGCACAAAGCCAUCCGCGACGCCUGCGUCUACGCCCGCGAAACCCUGGAGUCUCAGAAUGGAUCAGUCAAGAUUUCCCCUUCAAAGCUUCGGGAGCGCUGUCUGCUGCCUCUCCAGAUGGCUCUGGAGUCUAAAAACACCAAACUGGGACAGACGGCGCUUACUGGGAUGCAGAAGCUCCUGUGCGAGGACAGGUUUGUGGGCGGGGUCAGCCGGGAGGUGGAGGUCCUGGAGAAGCAGCUGCUCAGCCAGAUGUUGGAGGCCAUCAGAGUCACGCCAUCCCUCCACGAGGACUUGCAGGUGGAAGUCAUGAAGGUCCUGCUGUGCAUCACCUACUCACCCAACUUUGACAUCAAUGGAGACUCCAUCCUGCGCAUCGCUGAGGUGUGUAUCAAGACCUACAUGUCCAGCUGUCACCAGCGCAGCAUCAACACGGCGGUGCGGGCCACACUGAGUCAGAUACUGGGAGACCUGACGCUGCAGCUGAGGCACAGACAGGAGGGGGCCGACGGAGACGAGGUGACAGCCGUGCCGCUGCACAGGAGAGAUAUUUCUCCCACCAGCCAGGCGCUGUGUGAAGAUGUGGUGACGGUUCUGACUGUGUUCUGUGAAAAACUGGAGUCGGUGGACAGUGAGAACCAGCUCCUCCAGCUCUUCUACCUGGAGUGCAUCCUCUCGAUGCUCAGCAGCUGCCCUCCCACAAUGCACCUGUCCAGAGGCUUCACCGACCUUGUGUGGAAGCAGCUGUGUCCGUCACUCGUGGCGAUCAUGGGAAAUCCUGUCAACGACAAAACAAUCGCUUCCCACCACGGCUACGCGGCGCCGUCGGACCGCCCCUCGGACAGACACGUUCUGGGAAUGGGCCAGGAGGUGGACUCCUCCGCCGGAGGGGUGUCCGAUCAGGGCAGGGGCUCCGGCUGCUCCUCCAGCGCCCCCGCCAGGAUCGCGGCGGUGGUGCGCACGGUGUGCUACGUCGCCGCGGAGCUGGUGCGCCUGGUGAGCUGCGUGGAGUCGAUGAAGCCGGUGCUGCAGUCGCUGUACCACAGGAUCCUGCUGUACCCGCCUCCCCAGCACCGCACCGAGGCCAUCCGCAUCAUGAAGGAGAUCCUGGGCAGUCCGCAGCGGCUCUACGACCUCGCCGGCCCAUGCGUGGCCGAGCCUGAAACCCGGAAGCGCUCCUUCUCAAAGAGGAAGUCCCACCUGGACCUGCUUAAACUGGUGAUGGACGGGAUGACCGAGGCCUGCAUGAAGGGGGGCAUCGAGGCGUGCUACUCGUCGGUCUCCUGUGCCUGCGCCCUCCUCGGGGCGCUGGAGGAACUGUCGCAGGGCCGCGGCAUUCAACCCGAGCAGGCGCCGCUUCUCCUCAGGCGACUCGCGGACAUGAAAGACGGGACGGAGUCGACGCGCGAGUCCAUGGAGAUCAACGAGGCCGACUUCAGGUGGCAGAGACACAUCCUGUCCUCUGAGCAGGCUCCCUGGGAGCCGUGCUCCUCCUCUUUCUCCUCCUCCGCCGCCCCCGCCAACGUGGCCGCCGAGCGCAGCCCCGACAUCAGCAUCAGCAUCACCACGGAAACGGGCCAUACCACUGUGGAUCUGGAGCCGGUGGAGCUCGCCGCGGGUCUGGCCCAGACUACUCCCGAGGAGUGUGGGGAGGACGCCCGCCUCCCCCCGCUCGCACCCCGUGGGGAGCAGGAGGGGAGCGAGCUCGCGGCGACCCAGGGGAGCGGACGGGAGGAGGGAGGACGUGCGAUGGAGGUCGAGGGAAGAGGAGAAAAAGACACAGCUGGAGGAGGAGGAGGAGGAGGAGGUGGUGGUGGAGAAAGAGGAGCUGUUGUUCCUCCAGAUGUGGUGCAGCGAAGUCACGGCCUCGUCUACCCAGACAUCACCAACUUCCUGUCUGUGGAGUCCAGGACCAGGGGGCCCCCCGGGGGGGGGUCGCGAUACAGCGAGAGCAACUUCAGCAUCGAGGAACAGGACUUGUCGCGCACCGAGUUCGACUCGUGCGACCAGUACUCGAUGGCCGCGGAGAAGGACUCGGGCCGCUCCGACGUGUCGGACAUCGGCUCCGACAACGCCUCGCUGGCGGACGAGGAGCAGCAGCAGCAGCAGACGCCUCGGGACUGCCCGGGCCACCGCUCGCUGCGCGGCGCCGCCCUGUCGCUCAAACUGCUGCGCAACCAGGAGGCCGACCAGCAGGGCGCCAGGCUGUUCGUGCAGUCGCUCGCCGCGCUGCUGCCCCGGCUGCUGGGACUGGCCUCGGCCGGCGAGGUGGACCUGUCGCUGCAAAACUUCUCCUCGGCCUUCUGCUCCGGACUGCAGGCCGGUGGGAUCCACUCCCCGGGCUUCGAGGCAGGAGACACCCUGAGCUGUCAGUCCCUGAUGAACGCGGACGGCCUGUACCUGGUGUCCUACUACGCUCUGCUGCUCAGCCUCAAACUCUGCUGCUGCGACUACUACCGGCGCCGCACGCUCGCACCCGUCCUCAGCCUGAAGGAGUUUGUGCGUCUGAUCCAGAGCAGCGGCGUCCUCGUGGUUCUCUCUCAAGCCUGGAUCGAGGAGCUCUACCGCCAGGUGUUGGAGCGCAACCUGCUGGGCGAGGCCGGGUACUGGGGCUCCCCGGAGGACCACACGCUGCCGCUCAUCACCGUGCUGACAGAUAUUGACGGUCUGGGCAGCAGUGCGAUUGGAGGACAGCUGAUCAGGAGAGCGUCCAGCAGAUCGCCGCUCAGCUGUGCCAAGGCGGACAGUGACACGGUGUUGGCAGGCGCAGUGUUCUCGCGCUUCAUCCUCACCGGCGUGUGGAAGAACCUGAUCGACGUGCUGUCCACGCCGCUCACCGGCCGCAUGGCGGGCAGCUCCAAGGGCCUUGCGUUCAUCCUGGGGGCGGAGGGGGUCAAGGAGCAGAGCCAGAGGGAGCGGGACACCAUCUGUCUGAGUUUGGACGGCCUGCGCAAAGCGGCGGCGCUCAGCUGCGCUCUGGGUGUGGCUGCCAACUGCGCCUCGGCUUUGGCCCAGAUGGCCGCAGCCUCCUGUGUGCAGGAGGAGAAGGAGGAGAAGGAAGGCGGCGAGAUGGGCGACGCCAUCACACAAGUGAAGCAGCGCGUUGAACAUCGUCUGGAGCAGAUCGGUCGUCCUCAGGGAGUCCGCCUCCACACGGCUCAUGUGCUGUGUAUGGACGCCAUCCUGAACGUAGGCCUGGAGAUGGGGAGCCACAACCACGACUGCUGGCCACAUGUCUUAAGGGUGACCGAAUACGUCAGCUCGUUGGAGCACGCCCACUUCAGCGACGGCACCUCCCAGCCGCCGUCUCUGACCACCAUCACCCAGCAGAGCCAGCAGGCGGGCGCCGUGGACCUGGGCACGGAGCUGAGCUGCGAGCCCAGCCCGGAGGCCUCGGAGCUGGGCCUGAGCCGGCCGGUCAUCCAGCCCCUGUCCAUCCAGGAGCUGCUGAGGGAGAGCAGCCGAGGACGGGGCCUGGACCUGAAGAGCGGCAGCCUGAUGACCGGGACCAGCGCCGCCAAGGCCGUGUGUACACUGUCUACGCAGGCCGACCGGUUGUUUGAAGAAGCCGUCACCAAGCUGAACCUGGUCGGGCUGGUGGGCUUCUUGCAGCAGCUCAGGAAGGCGUCUCAGUCUCAGCUGUUUGACUCCGUCACUGAAACCGGAGACUAUUCUCUGGCAAUGCCAGGGGAGGCCAAGUCGACCCUGGACCGGCGCAGUGCUCUCCAUCUCUUCCGCCUGGGCGAGGGCAUGCUGAGGAUCGUCAGGAACCGCAACCGACCGCUGCUCCACAUGAUGCGGGCCUGGAGCGUCGUGGCACCGCAUCUGGUGGAGGCUUCGUGUCACAAAGAGCGCCACGUGUCCCAGAAGGCCGUCUCCUUCAUCCACGACGUGCUCACCGAGGUGCUGACCAGCUGGCCGGAGCUGCCGCACUUCCACUUCAACGAGGCGCUGUUCAGGCCCUUCGAGCACAUCAUGCAGCUGGAGCUGUGUGACGAGGACGUCCAGGACCAGGUGAUUACGUCGAUAGGCGAGCUGGUGGAGAUGUGUUCUCCUCAGAUCCUCUCAGGCUGGAGGCCUCUGUUCAGCGCUCUGAGGACUGUCCACAGCAGCAAGAGCGACACCAAGGACUACCUGCUGGGAGAGUACUCCAUGGGGAAGUCCCAGGCACCGGUGUUUGACGUCUUCGAGGCUUUCAUCAACACCGACAACAUCCAAGUCUUUGCCAACGCUGCGACCGACUACAUCAUGUGCCUCAUGAAGUUUGUCAAGGGCUUAGGAGAAGUGGACUACAAGGAGAUCGGAGACUGUGUCCAUGUGUCUGGUUACAGCUCCACUGACCUCUGCCUGCCUGCUCUGGACUACCUACGCAAAUGUUCGCAGCUGCUGGCAAAGAUCUACAAGAUGCAGACCAAGCCCGUGUUCCUGGGGGCGCGGCUCGCCAGCCUGCCGAUGAGAUGCCAGGAGCGCUCCAUCAGCACCGAGGACGGGAUGGACUGCGUCCUGCAGGAGUUUGACGACGAGACUGGGCUCAUCCAGGUGUGGAUUUUGUUGCUGGAGCAGCUGACUGCGGCGGUGUCAAACUGCCCCCGCCAGCACCAACCUCCGACCCUGGAGCUGCUCUUCGCGCUGCUCAGGGAGGUCUCCGCCGUGCCAGGUCCCGGGUUCGCCAUCUUCUCCGUCAUCCAGCUGCUGCUUCCCGUCAUGUCGCUGUGGCUGCAGCGUAGCCACGGCGACCACUCCUACUGGGACGUGGCCGCGGCCAACUUCAAACACGCCAUCGGCCUGUGCUGCGAGCUGGUGGUGGAGCACGUCAACAGCUUCAUACACUCAGAUAUCGGUUGCGAGUCCCUGAUCAACCUGAUGCUGAAGGAUCUGUUCAAGCUGCUGGUGGCGUGUGUGUCUGAGCCGGCAGAGACCAUCUCCAGAGUGGGCUGCUCCUGCAUCAGGUACAUCCUGGUCACCGUGGGCCCAGUGUUCACAGAGGAAAUGUGGAGGUUGGCCUGCUGUGCCCUGCAGGACGCUUUCUCGGCUACUUUAGAGCCCGUCAAGAACCUCCUGGCGUGUUUUCACAGCGGUUCGGACAGUUUUUCCGGAGACGCCUGCGAGGUGAAGGUGGCGGCUCCGUCCCACUGUCCUUCGGCCGAGGCCGAGUACUGGAGGAUCAAAGCCAUGGCUCAGCAGGUCUUCAUGUUGGACACCCAGUGCUCCCCGAAGACGCCCAACAACAAGGAGGGCUUCGAGCACGCUCAGUCCUGCGUUCUGGUCAUCGAGCUGCCGACGGACCAGCAGGCCAACGGGCGCGCUCCGAAGAGGAUUCCGUUCCGCACCAUCGUGGUCAGCCUGUUGUCGCACCAGGUCCUGCUGCAAAACCUCUCCGACAUCCUGCUGGAGGAGUUCGUCAAGCAGCCCGACGGCACCGAAAGGGUCACACCCGUGACCCCUGACCCCGGCCGUGCCUCCGCUGGCUUCCUGCGCUACAUCUCCAUGACCAACUUGGCCACAAUCCUGGAUCUGCUGCUGGACUCUUACAGGACAGCGAGAGACUUCGACACUCGGCCCGGCCUCAAGUACCUGCUGAUGAAGGUGUCGGGCGUCUGUGGAGCGGCGAAUCUCUACCGUCAGUCCGCCAUGAGCUUCAACCUGUACUUCCAGGCGCUGCUGUGUGCCACCCUGAGCCAGGCCGACAGCAUGACCGCACAGCAGGUGAAAAGGAUGCUGCGUGAGGAAGAUGAGGGGAGCUCCGAUUCUUCUCACCCUGGCUCUGCUUCCUCAGAGGACGAGGACAUCUUUGAAGAGACUGCACAGGUCAGCCCCCCCCUCGGCCGGGACAAACGUUAUCACUGGCGGGCCCCCGUCCCGUCCCUCAGCGUGCAGCCGCUGAGCAGCGCCGACUGGGCGUGGCUGGUCAAGCGCCUCUACAAGCUGUGCAUGGAUCUGUGCAACAGCUACACCCAAAUGCACCGCGACCUGGAGAGCACGCUGGAAGACAUGGCGCUGCAGAGAGGCGGGGGGGCAGGAGGUGGAGGAGGAGAUCACGUCUUCUUCCUGCCUCUCUUCCCGUCCGAGACCUCCACUCCGACUUCGGCGAGCGGGCUGUCGGCGAGGGGGACGCCGUCGGAGGACGGCGCCUACAGGUGCCAGGCGGCCGACAGCGCCGCAUCCCCGGGGGACACGCCCACCCCCAGCCCGGGAUUCAGCUGCACAGGGAGCCUGCCCCACCACAUCCGGCCGGAAGGCGAGAGGAGGGACUCCGGGACAGCGGGAGGCGCCGCCGCCGCCGGGGGAGGACGGAGAAAGGAAUGGUGGGAAAGCGCCGGAAACAAACUCUACACCAUCGCCACGGACAAGACCAUAAGCAAGCUGAUGAUGGAGUACAAACGCAGGAAACAGCAGCAGCCGCCGCAGCAGCAGAGCCACGUCAACCUGUUCAUGAAGGAGCAGGGCCGGGCGGCGGCGGCGGCAGGAGGUGGCGGCGGCGGCGGCGUGGGGGAGAGGCCCCUGCAGAGGCCCCAGCAGCUGGUGGACCAGCAGGCUCCCCCCAUGAGGCACUCGGUCAGCGCCGGACCCGAGGUUCUGAGGCAGGAGAAGAGACCGCGGUCGGGAUCCACCAUCAGCUCCCACGGCGUCUCUCUGAGGGACUCUGAGGCGCAGAUUCAGGCAUGGACCAACAUGGUCCUGACUCUCCUCAAGCAGAUCCUCCUCCUGUCGGACCCCUCGUUCCUGGCGCUGCAGCCGGCGCUCUACCCCUGCCUCGGCCAGCUCUCCUGCCACGUGACCGACGGCCGCGUCCGCCAGGCGCUGCGCGAGUGGCUGUGCCGCGUCGGCCGACUCUACGACAUCAGCGCGUGACGCUCGCCGCCGGCCCCGAGGAAGCGGACGCGGCGAACGCCGAGCGAGGUCUUGAGGGUCCACGAGCGCGCCGGCUGCUGGUCCCGGAUGUCAUCACGCUUUUGAACAAUGCCACUUGACAUUACAGGAACCGUGUGUAGGAUUUGGCGGCAUCUGGCGUGUGUGGUCGCGUGUUGCGACCAACACGGAUGCACUGAACACUGAUUCUUAUCCUCAACGCCGGCCCUUUAAGUGAUUGUCAGAUGAGAGGAUGUUUGUGAGAAUGAAGGGUUUAGUGUGUUUCAGAAGGAUUCUUUGUAUUUCUCGGAAAGCUACUGUGUAAAAGCUUUGACUUAAUACGAUAUGCUUGUUUUGGCUCAUGCGCUCAUCAUCUUGUCGCAGUAUUGUCUCCCAAUGCUUGAUAAACAACCAUAUUGAAUUAUUGCUUCGGGCAGACUUUGAAGUGCAGAGUUUUCAUUAAUGUUAAGUUUAUUUGCCUUUUUUUUUUUAUAUAGAGCGGCUGUUGGGGAGCUCAAUGGCGUAGAAUUAGAUUCUUGCAGCCAUCUGUCAGAGUGUUUUAUUGCUUCCAUGAGCUGUGGACACUUCCUCAUCAGAGCUCCAUGGGGGGGUUAAAAUUUGCUUGGGCCACUCAAUAUUGUUAUAUUUAUUUACUCCGAAUCAGAGCGCGAGGUCCGUUACAUUCGACAGAGACGUGUUUUACAUUCGGACCGAUUGUACAUAAAAGUGUUUUUGCUGCAUUUUCUGUAUCCAGCUUUAAAUACUGUGCGGCCACAUUCAUCACCUUGAACUUAAUGUCUGAAUGUUUAUUAUUCACCCUUUGAAGUUCUGGAAUUAUUGUGUCACCAAAGGAGCUAUCGAGUAUUUAAACCAAAACCCACUCGUAUGUGUAAUUUAAUGUUGAAUGCCAAUAAUAUUGCUCUUUAUGUGUUUCAGUGUAUUUAUGUAAAUGCUUUGUCAUUAAGAUACUUAAUUCUAUUUCUCUAAUUCUUUUCAUAUGCGGCUGACACAUUAAGCUCCAACUAAUGAGUUGAUGGGGUUUUUUUUCGGAUCAGUUAUAAGAGCCAAAGGUGACGCCUUCUUCAUUUGCUGUGGAUCUUUUCCUCUGACGAAACAAUCACCGCCCAAACGUCCCACAUUUCAACAUUUAAGACGCGCAUGUUGCCAUGACGUUCUUGAUCACACGGCUUUGUACUCUUUGCUACCCAUCGCGUUGACAAGUGUGUCUUUGCAAGAAACCUAAUUGUGUAUCUCAGUUUACUCUUCGCCCCAAGUGUUUGCUGCAAGAAGCUGUAAAUAUUGAUUUAGCUGUUGUUGUUUUUUUUUUUUUUAAGACGAGCGGCGACCUGCAGGCGCGUUAAAAGUCAAGCAGAUUGAGAAGUGCCUUAAACUUUGCAUUCUGGGGACCAUCAGGAGCGUCUCCUCCGGUUGCCUCAAAUAAGUCUCAUCGAGAGACGGAUUCUAGAGUUCAUCAUCUCAAAUGCUACUUAGUGGCCUUCUCCAACACAGCAUGAUGUUCAUUUUAUAAAGUAUAGUCCUUUUUGGAGUCAAACAGACCAUGAAGCUGGGGGUAGAUUUAGGGGCGGGCUUGCUGUGAUUGACGGCUUGCUGUCCGCUUGUUUUCGUCGCAUUUCAUGUCAAAAGAAGAUAAUUGUUGCAUUCAGUUGUGUAAUGUUCUGGGGCUUUUAUGACCGAGCCCCCUUUACCGUGUGUGCAAUUGUUAAAUGUAUAUUAUUCCUAAGAAAUGAAUGGAAUUCGUGUUAAACACCUCCCAAAUCCAUCUUCAUCACAUCUGCUCCCACGCAGUCCUCCUUUCCACCGUCCCAACAGUUUGACAACCGGCUUUGCAUUGUCCCGCCUUCUGUCCCGUCCCGUCUCUGCUGUCCCUCGACCCCGGUUCGGCGUCCCUGACCUGUCCCCCCCCCGCCGUUUGAGGAUGAGCAUCGUGCGGACCAGAUGUUGUGUGAUCAGAGGGGGGGGGAUUUAUUUGGUGUUAAGUCCGUGCCAGCGUUUCCAUCUAAAAAAUUAAUAAAUAAUAUAAAGCAGUGGAAUUAGGUUUCGCUUUGUGUUGAUUUCAUUCAUUUAUUCAUUCAUUCAUUCACUCACUGGUCCCAGCAUAAGUCUUGCGGAUAUCGGAUAUGUGUUUUUCUAUUUUGACCACGACUCUUUUUGUGCCCAGAGGUAAAGGUCACACUGAUUUCGGGACGGUUUGUGAUCUGCACUCUUGAUGCGCUGCCGUCCCCGUAAAACAUUUCUCCACAAAGUCUUUAAAGCUCUUUCCUGCUUUCUGUUAUUGCGAAAGCGCCUUCUUUUGUCCUUUUUGCUGGGGAACUGUAAUCGCAUUUGUGCUGAUAACUUACAGUGAAACCAUCUGCAGUUGAGUGUGCGUCCCGAGGGAUUAUUGGGUCUGUGAGCAGAUUGAAGUUGGUGACCUAAUACGAUCAAACCCAAGAAAGAUUGCUGGUACGUCUCAAAAGAACGUUUAAAAAAAAGAAGCGUAAAACAAUCUUUUGUUUGUUUUGGGAGAAUUUUUGCUUGUAACAAUACAAAUGAAAGUGGAUUUUGGACAAUUUAGAUGACGGUUGAUUAUAUUUGGCUUUGUUUUUUUUGCAGAUUGUGGUUUUGUUGGCAGAGUGAAAGCAAAGCAGGUUUAACUCUGCAUGUUGCAGUCUGCGCAUCACCCAGAAAUGUUCCAUCGUGGGGGGUGGGGGGGGAGGACAUUCAACGGCGUGGGAUUAGAUCGUACGUUUGUACGUUGUUUUAGUUGCAGCUCAGUUUGAAUGUGUCGGUGUUCCUGCAGGGGAGCGUGCACACCGUCCCCGGUGCUUGCUGCACGCUCCUCCGCGUGUUUGACCUCAAACGCCUCGCUGCUGGUCCGGCAUCAGCGGCUCGGCGGGUGUGGUUUCACUGAAGUGCAUUUGUUCCUGCUUCUUUUUGAUAUCAAAUAAAGGCACCUGAAAUCUC